AUGAUUGAGACGACACAACUUUUGAUCCUGGGUGCCGUGGUGGCGCUGGGUCUGGUCCUUCUCAAUGGACGUCGACAUGACCCUCGUGAACCGCCUAUGGUCACGCACGGAAUCCCGAUCUUGGGACACGCAUUUGGUUUACUUUUCAACGGUGUAGGUCACUGGGGCGAUCAGGCCAAAAAGCACCCUGAUCAGCCCAUCAUCGGCUUGGAUAUGCUCAUCAACAAGUUCUAUGUGAUCACUUCGCCAGAACUGGUGCAGGCCGUCCAGCGCAAUGCGAAGACUCUCAGCUUUGAACCGCUAUUGCUAUUCAGUGCGAAGACCAUCGCCGGGAUUACCAAUCCCAAAGCAUUGCAGAUCCUCAAGGACAAGGAGGCUGGUGGUGAAGGUCUCGGAGCGCGAAUCAUGCAUUCCAUGACCCCUACUCUGAUUGGAAAACCUCUGGACAAACUGAAUCUCCACAUGAUCCGGCUCAUUCAACCCUUCAUCGAGCAAUUAAGCGAAACGUCCACUUUCGAUCUGUACGGGUGGUGCAAAGACGCCACCAUGGCUGCGAGCACGGAAGCCACAUACGGUCCAAUGAAUCCGUACGCCGACAAGGAGAUCCAGGACGCCUGGUGGAUCUUUGAAGAAAACCUUGGCAUGCUCCUGCCUAAUAUAUGGCCUUCCGUCUUGGCGCGAAAGCCAUACUACGCUCGCAAGAAGGUUGCGGAUGCUGUUUUGAAGUACAUUCAAGCGGACGGCCACAAGAACGCCUCGGAGCUGACAGAUGUGCGCUUCAAGGUAACAGUUGGAGCCGGUCUCUCUCUCGAGGAUUAUUCCUUGCUGGAAGUCAGCAUGCUCCUCGCCUUCAUUUCAAAUACCGUGCCCGCCAUGUUCUGGUGCAUGUUCGAUUUCUUCUCUCGACCCCAAUUGCUCGCGGAGCUUCGCGAGGAGAUCGAGGCUAAUGCACUCAAGGUGGCCGAAGAUGGCACGCACAGCAUCGAUCUGUCUGCCAUCCGGGAAAAGUGCCCACUGUUGCUCUCUGCCUUCCAGGAGGUCCUCCGGUACCGGUCCAUCUCCUCGCCCACGCGGGUCGUCGUUAAGGACACCCUCCUUGCAGACAGAUAUCUUCUCAAGGCCGGAAACAGCGUCAGUAUGCCUUCGCUCCCAUUGUCACAACGGCCGGAUGUAUGGGGAGAAUCUCAGGCGGUGUUUGACGAGCGACGGUACAUGAGCACUGGCGACAAGAAAGAUGGCAGACGCACAGGUGGUUUUAUGACCUUUGGCGUUUCACCCACGGUCUGCCCUGGUCGGCACUUUGCCAGCUCGGAAAUCUUGCUCCUCGCGGCCAUGGUCAUGAUGCGAUAUGAUCUUGAACCUGUCGGUGGGGUUUGGAAGGAGCCUGUCAAGGUCAAGACAAGCAUGGUCUCGAUCACGGGUCCCAUCAAAGGAAAAUUCCCAGUCACGGCAGAGCCUCGUGACAAGUACUCUGGAGUCAAAUGGGGGUUCCACGUCGAAGAAGGCAAAGGCCAAUUUCCCUUGAUUAUUGGGUAG
Molecule: messenger RNA, 1536 nt
Organism: Penicillium diatomitis
Lineage: Eukaryota; Fungi; Ascomycota; Eurotiomycetes; Eurotiales; Aspergillaceae
Product: cytochrome P450
Exons: 3
Coding region: 1-1536 (511 amino acids)
Molecular function (GO): monooxygenase activity; iron ion binding; oxidoreductase activity, acting on paired donors, with incorporation or reduction of molecular oxygen
Source: RefSeq, a predicted model, not a curated record